Cylicostephanus goldi is the source of this 540-nucleotide messenger RNA. The record is from the annotation of a GenBank genome assembly. NCBI's taxonomy places the organism in Eukaryota, Metazoa, Nematoda, Chromadorea, Rhabditida, Strongylidae.
AUGCUUGCAAGUACUGCACUGGCUGGCAUGAUGUUUGGUGCGAUGAUCUUUGGUUCCCUAGCGGACAAGAUUGGUCGUAAGAAAACGGAAGCGCGUCGCAUCGUACGUCGCCUGGAACCAAACCUGAAAGUCACCGAGAACACGACUUUUACUUUGCCGCAGGAAAAUGUGCCUGAAGCCGCUAACGUGGUGAGCUUGUUCCGUCGUGGUCGUGCGGUGAAUACCUUACUGUUCUGGGUCGCGUUCUUCACCUGUCUGUUAACCAUGUAUGCGCUGAGCAGCUGGUUACCGAAGUUGAUGAUGGCAGCAGGUUACUCGAUGGACAACAGUCUGAUGUUCAUGAUGGUCAUGAAUGUGGGUGCGGUUGUGGGUAUUGUCGGUGGCGGUAUUCUUGCGGAUCGUUUCCACCUGAAACCGGUACUGAUGUUCCUCGGUAUGAUGGGUGCGAUUGUGAUGAGCUCAAUGGGCUUUGCAUCUAACCAAUUCUUACUUUACAUCCUGGUGUUCCUGGCCGGUGCAGCGUCAAUUGGUUCACAAAUG